GUAGCUCGUAGUACACCAUUCAGUUUUAUUUGAGAGGAAGCCCAGCUAGGCGGUCGUGGACGAAUAUAGUCCGAAUAUAGUGACGAUUUUUUUUAAGAAAAAAUAUUGACCAUUUUUUUUAAAUUUAAAAUAUUUAAAAAGUUUUUAGAGAAUACAAACUUUUCAGUUAAAAUAAAUUAGUUCAGAAAAUGACGACUCUACAGAAUGGACACUCGAAGAAGCCAUUGAACGUCGCCAUCGUUGGAGGUGGAUUGGUAGGUUCGUUAGAAGCCUUGUAUCUAGCCAAAAGGGGACACCAUGUCACAGUCUACGAGUAUCGUGAAGAUAUAAGAAAAACUCCUCAAAUAAGAGGCAGAUCGAUCAAUCUGGCUCUCUCUAUCCGAGGCAGGAGGGCUCUGAAGGAUGUAGGCCUUGAAGAACACAUGAUCAAGGAACAUGGGAUACCCAUGGCGGCUAGGAUGAUCCACCGGCUUGAUGGCUCUACCUACAGCAUACCUUACGAUGCUAGGACCAAUCAGUGCAUCUACUCAGUGGGACGUAACUAUCUGAACAGUUUACUACUAAAAGAAUCAGAGAAUUAUCAAAACGUCGAAAGGAACUUCAAUCAUAAACUAAUCGAAGCAAACCUUAAAAAGGGUUCUCUGACUUUGCUCAAUACUUCAACUAAAGAAGAGGUUAGCAUAAACGCAGACUUAGUCAUCGGAGCUGAUGGUGCCUUCUCAGCAGUCCGCAAAGCGAUGAUGAAGCAGCCACUCUUCGAUUACAGUCAGAAAUAUAUAGAGCACGGAUAUUUGGAGCUUUGCAUACCAGCUGACGAAAAUGGUGGCUUUCAGAUGGCAGCCAAUUAUUUGCACAUUUGGCCGAGGGGCACGUUUAUGAUGAUCGCCCUGCCCAACCAAGACUGCUCGUGGACCGUGACGUUGUUCAUGCCCUUCGAAAAAUUUAAGGAUUUGGAUACAGAAGAAAAAUUGUUAGCUUUCUUCGAGAAAUACUUCCCUGAUUCGAUACCAUUGAUCGGUAGAAAAAGGUUGAUUGAAGAUUUCUUUGGUGGAUCACCGUCGCCUUUGGUUGCAAUCAAGUGCCGUCCAUACAAUGUCGAUGAUAAAGCGCUCAUCAUUGGAGACGCCGCUCACGCAGUCGUGCCUUUCUAUGGUCAAGGCAUGAAUGCCGGUUUUGAGGACUGCACUAUCCUAGAUCAGCUCUUCCAGAAGUAUAACGAUAAUUUGGCUGAUAUCUUGAGCGAGUUUUCAGUUACAAGAUGGCCGGAUACUUAUGCAAUCAGCGACUUAGCUAUGUAUAAUUACAUAGAGAUGCGAGACCUAGUCACAAGGCCUUCGUAUCGUCUCCGAAAGGCAUUUGAUGACCUGAUGUUUUGGAUGUUCCCAAAUCUCUGGGUACCCCUCUACAAUUCAGUAACCUUUUCCACGAUGCCUUACAGCCAGUGCGUUGAAAACCGUCGGUGGCAGAAUAAGAUUCUUUUCUCUCUAAUCGUGUUAAUGGUAUUUAUUAUGAUUUUCUAUGCAUUCAAGUAAGGAACGUAGGUACACUACUAUUUUAAAUUAUAGUAUUAUUCGUUUUGUCGUCUUCGUCUUUUACUAAAUAUUGCAUUGUAUUUUAAAUUUCUUAUAAGGGGCAGUGAUCUGAUUGAUUGUGAUUUAACACUUAUCUAAGUAC
Ostrinia nubilalis (European corn borer) is the source of this 1674-nucleotide messenger RNA. RefSeq names its product kynurenine 3-monooxygenase (gene cn). The transcript is spliced from 11 exons. Gene Ontology annotation, biological process: L-tryptophan catabolic process; quinolinate biosynthetic process. NCBI's taxonomy places the organism in Eukaryota, Metazoa, Arthropoda, Insecta, Lepidoptera, Crambidae. Bases 189 to 1532 code for a protein of 447 amino acids. The record is from RefSeq and is a predicted model, not a curated record. Gene Ontology annotation, molecular function: FAD binding; kynurenine 3-monooxygenase activity. Gene Ontology annotation, cellular component: mitochondrial outer membrane.